UCGUCAUCCUUGUCCCGUCCCUUCAGUGACGCAGGAAAGAUCUAGCCAAUCACUAAGGAGGAACCCCGGAAGGGGCUGGAGGGACGCUGCAGGCGGCGAGAUGUCCUGGCCCGGCCUUCUUUAUGGCCUCACCACGUCCCUCAGUCGUGGCCUAGCCCUCGCUCCCCAGCUCUGGGCCGCCCGUUCCAUGGCCACCCUGAACCAGAUGCACCGCUUAGGCCCCCGGAAGGAACCUCCUAAGCGCCUGGGCCCCACAGAGGGCCGGCCCCAGCUGAAGGGUGUGGUGUUGCGCACAUUCAUCAGGAAACCGAAGAAGCCCAACUCCGCCAACCGCAAGUGCUGCCGAGUCCGCCUCAGCACAGGCAAAGAGGCUGUCUGCUUCAUCCCCGGGGAGGGCCACACCCUGCAGGAGCACCACGUGGUCCUCGUGGAGGGUGGUCGCACCCAGGACCUGCCUGGGGUCAAACUCAAGGUUGUGAGGGGCAAGUAUGACUGCGGCCACGUGCAAAAGAAGAAAUGAUGGUAAUUCACAGUGGUCUGGCACUCGAUCCCUGGAAACGGGUUCUUCCUACUCCAGGGGCAGCUUUGGGUCUUGGGCUCAAAUCUUACUGUGAUUCAGCAAGACUGCUGUUAACCUGCAAGAGUACUGAAGGGGAAUUGGAAGGCAGUACCCCUGUGCCCUCUCCCUUGGCGUCCUCGUUCAGUGUCUGCCUGUUGACCUCAGGUGCUGGGAUGGGGUUUGUAAUAAACAUCUUCAGGUUGUAAUGUUA
This is a messenger RNA of Mus caroli (Ryukyu mouse), 770 nucleotides long. It is a transcript of the gene Mrps12, whose product is annotated as mitochondrial ribosomal protein S12. The record is from RefSeq and is a predicted model, not a curated record. Gene Ontology annotation, biological process: translation. NCBI's taxonomy places the organism in Eukaryota, Metazoa, Chordata, Mammalia, Rodentia, Muridae. Gene Ontology annotation, cellular component: ribosome; small ribosomal subunit. Gene Ontology annotation, molecular function: structural constituent of ribosome.